Molecule: messenger RNA, 1122 nt
Organism: Carassius auratus (goldfish)
Lineage: Eukaryota; Metazoa; Chordata; Actinopteri; Cypriniformes; Cyprinidae
Exons: 3
Coding region: 1-900 (299 amino acids)
Source: RefSeq, a predicted model, not a curated record
AUGUUCAGGUAUGAUAAACACAAGCGUGAUGUAGCCAAAUCAACCAGCGACAUCUUCACUGAAAAAAAAGAGACGGAGAUGAAGCAGCAGCAACAAACCAGUGAGAUGGAUGCGCUUCAGAAGAUUAUGGAUGACCUGGAUGCAAACCUUCAGACAACCAAUAAAGCGUUAGAAGAUAUUGAGAAGAAGAUUGCAGAGAUACAAAAAUUUAUCAGCAGCAUCACUGGCACCAAAGACGAAAAGACACCUGCAGGGGAAAACAAGACGGAAGCAGAUCUUGCUUUAUUUUCAGCGAUCGUGCCAUUUGUGGAGAGUAUUAUAGGUUUCAUUUCCAAGAUGGGGUUGUCCUCUUCACAAGAAUCAUCGAUCAAAACUCUUCAGACUGGUUUAUCUGAGCUCACCAGUGCACAGCAACAUCUGAAAGAAAGAAAGUGGGAAAUCCAGAACAAACUGAUGGACAAACAGCUGCAGCUGGCCAAAUUAAAGAUCGAAAAUGGUCAGAUGCCCAGCGUCGAUCACCUCGAUGAGGUCCAGAGGUGCCUGUCCCAGAUCCAGAAAAUUCUGGAUCAGCUCGAGACGUUCUGGGAGAAAGUGGGUUCCCUGCUGGACACACUGAAGCAAAGGACCUUCGCCGGAGAAGACUUUAUCGAGUAUCUCGCAGAUCUGAAGGAAGAGUUCCUGGAGUCCAUUGAUGCAGCUAAAGAAGGAUGGACACAGUUUGGCAGCAGCUGCAUGAAGGCCAACAAGAUCUUCAGCGUUCAGUCGAGUCAGGCGUACAAGUUCCUGGAGAUCAGUCCUUCAUCUCUGUCCAAGGAAGAUCGGCAGAAAGAGUACGAGAACGUGAAGGAGAAACUGAAGAAGAUCAGACCAAACACUGUCAAUGUAGCCAUUAAACAGUGAGAUCUAGAAAGAUGAUUUACUUGGAAAUAUUAGUGGAAUUUCUAGCAAUAUUUCAGCUUUUUUCAUUUGUCAUGUGAACUCUGACCUAUCACGCUGAUUUGAUCUUUCUGUAGUGUCUGAUAACAAGGGUUGAUGAACUAGUAUAAAGUGACAAUCAUUUAUCUGACAUGUGAUUUCAAUGUUUAACCUGCUCUGCAUGAAAUAAAACAGCUUUCAAUGAAA